AUGGUAGGUGUAAACUUUAAGACUCUUUUUAGCGAGUAUGCAGCGGAGCACGUGCCUUCUGGAUUUCAGAAAACAGAUGCUUUUACUGAAAUCUUCAUGUGUGAGGCGUGUCUUUCGUGGUUAUCCACUGUACGGGAGCUGCGGGAACAUACAGAGGUAUGUCCAAAUCGAUUUUGGAUCCCAGGUGACGAGGUGUAUCGCUGUCGUAGGAGACGAUGUGCUGUGUUUGAAAUUGAUGGAAGAAAAGUUGCCUCUAUUCCCUAUAGUCGGCGCAUUGCCAGAAUUGCCAAACAUUUUCUUGCGGAAAAGACCACAUUGGACGAUCUACAUUUCUUUGCGUUCAUUGCACUAUUUGAGGUAAAUGAUUACGGUUAUCAUUUUGUCGGGUAUUUUAGUAAGGAAUGGAGAAAGAGUAUGGCUUGUAAAAAUUCACUUUCAUGUGUGAUGGUACUGCCACCGUAUCGCCAUAAAGGGUAUGGAACGCUUUUAAUUGAGUUGUCCUAUGAGAUGGGAAGGAUAGAGGGAAUUCCAGGCUCACCCGAGAGACCACUGAGUACCUCAGGGGAAAAGGUGUUUAGUCGAAUCUGGCGGGAAGAACUGCUUCAAUCCAUAGAUUCGCUUAAUGAGAAAGGACUUCCACUUACACUGAAUUCGCUUUCUUGGGAAAGUGGGAUGACAAUAGAAGAUGUUGCUGUGGCACUUCAUCAGCUUAACGCAGUUUUCUUUGUAACAAAGGCUAGUCCUCUACUAUACCUUCCUUCAGGGGUUACAGCUUUGGCAAAGAAGGGAAGGAAGUUGAACCUUGAAUCGCUCCUGUGGACAUCUUUGCACUAG
Molecule: messenger RNA, 834 nt
Organism: Trypanosoma conorhini
Lineage: Eukaryota; Euglenozoa; Kinetoplastea; Trypanosomatida; Trypanosomatidae
Product: acetyltransferase
Exons: 1
Coding region: 1-834 (277 amino acids)
Biological process (GO): regulation of DNA-templated transcription
Molecular function (GO): histone acetyltransferase activity
Source: RefSeq, a predicted model, not a curated record